This is a messenger RNA of Medioppia subpectinata, 1399 nucleotides long. Lineage: Eukaryota; Metazoa; Arthropoda; Arachnida; Sarcoptiformes; Oppiidae. The record is from the annotation of a GenBank genome assembly.
ACUAUGCAUAUAAUAAGCAUUAGUUCAAUAUCUGAAGUCCAAAUGGACUUCACAUCCGACUUCUACUUCCGUCAGGGAUGGAGAGACACAAGACUAUCAUUUGAGAAGAGGCCCGGAAUCGAUGCCCUGUAUGUCGGGGCAGAAGUGUCUGACCGGAUAUGGGUUCCCGACACGUUCUUCGCCAACGAGAAAUCGGCUCAAUUUCAUAGUGCAACCACUCCUAACACUUUCAUUAGGAUCACAUCCAAAGGCGAAAUAUUGCGCUCAAUCAGACUCACAGUGACAGCGAGUUGUCCAAUGAAUUUGCAAUACUUUCCAAUGGAUCGACAGCUCUGUACCCUUGAAGUCGAAAGCUACGGCUAUUCAAUGGCGGAUAUUAUGUAUAAAUGGGGUAUUGAUGGCAAAGGAUCGGUUGGGAUGUCUGACCAAGUUGAAUUGCCUCAAUUCAAAGUUAAGGGACUCAAACAAUUACAAAAAACUGAAUAUUUAAGCACAGGCAAUUACUCGAGAUUAGUUUGCGAGAUAGAGUUCGUCCGAAGUAUGGGUUAUUACUUAAUCCAGAUCUAUAUUCCCGCCAGUCUUAUAGUGAUUAUUAGUUGGGUGUCAUUCUGGUUGCAUAGGAACGCAACCCCAGCUCGGGUUCAAUUGGGAGUAACGACUGUCUUAACGAUGACAACACUCAUGUCGUCGACAAACGCGGCGUUGCCUAAGAUAUCGUAUAUAAAGAGUAUCGACGUAUUUCUGGGCACGUGUUUCAUACUGGUGUUCGCGUCACUCGUGGAAUACGCGGCCGUCGGAUAUAUGGGCAAAAGGAUAGCCAUGAGAAAAGCGCGAUCACAACAGUUGGCUAAAAUCGCGUUUGAAAACAGACAGAAAAACACUUUGGAGACCAACUUAGAGCCGCGUUCCUCCAUAUAUCCCAUCCAAUCUUCGCCAUUCAAUCCGUGUAUUCCGCGGCCAAGAAAUAUAAGCGGAGUUCCGGAAAUGCGUUACAGAAUGGUUGAGACGAAGACAAUGAACAGACCUUCCAUUGAUUACAAUCCGAAGAAAAAGGUGUCGAUUGUGGCGACAGAAGAAGCAGAGGAAGGGACGGCCGCCACUCCGACAACACCACCGCCGGCACCGAUUCCCGGCGCCAGAAACCCAAACACACUGUUUGGCGUCUGUCCGAGUGAUAUCGAUAAAUACUCACGAGUGGUGUUUCCCGUUUGUUUCCUAUGUUUUAAUCUCAUGUAUUGGAUUAUAUAUAUGCAUAUAAGCGAAUUCCUCAACGAAGAACUCGCCAACUGAUCCAACACUUGAAGCUAUUCUUCAAACGUUUUCAUUUGGAUUGCGUUACAAAAUAAUUACUCUAUUAUUUAGAUCUCAUUGAAUCUCAAUAAAAAUAUAAUUUAGACCU